Messenger RNA from Procambarus clarkii (red swamp crayfish), 743 nucleotides. The record is from RefSeq and is a predicted model, not a curated record. NCBI's taxonomy places the organism in Eukaryota, Metazoa, Arthropoda, Malacostraca, Decapoda, Cambaridae.
GUGGUCAUAGAACAGGUGGUCAGAGAACAGGUGGUCAUAGAACAGGUGGUCAGAGAACAGGUGGCCAGAGAACAGGUGGUCAGAGAACAGGUGUCAGAGAACAGGUGGUCAGAGAACAGGUGGUCAGAGAACAGGUGGUCAUAGAACAGGUGGUCAGAGAACAGGUGGUCAGAAAAACAAGUGGUCAGAGAACAGGUGGUCAGAGAACAGGUGGUAAUAGAACAGGUGGUCAGAGAACAGGUGGUCAUAGAACAGGUGGUCAUAGACAGGUGGUCAGAGAACAGGUGGACAGAGACACAGGUGUCAGAGAACAGGUUGUCAGAGAACAGGUGGUCAGAGAACAGGUGGCCAGAGAACAGGUGGUCAGAGAACAGGUGGUCAGAGAACAGGUGGUCAGAGAACAGGUGGUCAGAGAACAGGUGGUCAUAGAACAGGUGGUCAGAGAACAGGUGUCAGAGAACAGGUGGUCAGAGAACAGGUGGUCAGAGAACAGGUGGUCAGAGAACAGGUGUCAGAGAACAGGUGGUCAGAGAACAGGUGGUCAGAGAACAGGUGUCAGAGAACAGGUGUCAGAGAACAGGUGGUCAGAGAACAGGUGUCAGAGAACAGGUGUCAGAGAACAGGUGGUCAGAGAACAGGUGUCAGAGAACAGGUGGUCAGAGAACAGGUGGUCAGAGAACAGGUGGUCAGAGAACAGGUGGUCAGAGAACAGGUGGUCAGAGAACAGGUGGUCAGAGACGUAA